Molecule: messenger RNA, 2138 nt
Organism: Anguilla anguilla (European eel)
Lineage: Eukaryota; Metazoa; Chordata; Actinopteri; Anguilliformes; Anguillidae
Product: dynein regulatory complex subunit 4-like
Exons: 11
Coding region: 213-1631 (472 amino acids)
Biological process (GO): flagellated sperm motility
Cellular component (GO): motile cilium; microtubule; Golgi apparatus
Molecular function (GO): small GTPase binding; microtubule binding
Source: RefSeq, a predicted model, not a curated record
CUUUUCUGUUCUCCAUAGCAACGGCAUUUAACAGUCACACUCCAGCUCGCGAGCUAGCUAGCUAGCUCUAUUUGCUGGGUAAUUUAGUUGUCUAGUUAACCUUACAUACACGGCUAACUAACACAAUCUACUUUAAGUGCCCGUAAUGAAUAUAUUUAAAUGUCAUAACUAGGUAGUAUUUCAUUUGGGCCUAGUGAACAUAAUACAUCGACAUGCCUCCGAAAAAGAAAGGGGAGAAAAAGUCUGCAAAGGCGAAGGCAGCGCCUACGGUGGUAGAUGGCCUGUCCACGGAAGAAAUGUCGAAGGAGCAGCUGGAGGAGCACAUUGUGCGCCUCCGGGAAGAGUUGGACAGGGAGCGGGAGGAGCGCAACUACUUUCAGUUGGAGAGGGACAAGAUCCACACAUUCUGGGAGAUCACCAAGAGGCAACUGGAUGAGAAGAAGGCUGACCUGAGGAACAGGGACAGAGAGAUGGAGGAGUCAGAGGAGCGCCAUCAAGUGGAAAUCAAGGUUUAUAAACAGAAAGUGAAGCACUUGCUGUAUGAACACCAAAAUAAUCUCACAGAGCAGAAAGCAGAAGGGGUUGUGGCCACCAAAGUGAUACAGAAAGAACAUGCAGAGAUGGAGAAUGAAUUGCGUAAAGGCAUGCGCGGCCUAAAAGUGGAUGUCAAACAGCAGGAACUGUCCAAUGAAGAUCUAUUGAAGAGCCUCAAACUGAAACAUGAUGAAGAAAUUACCAAAAUGAGACAGGAUUUUGAAAGUCAAGUGCAAGACAUUGAGAGGAAAUAUGACAAGAAAAUGCAGGUGUUACGACAGGAGCUUGACCUGAGGCGGAAAAUGGAGAUCCAUGAAAUUGAAGAAAGGAAGAACAGCCAGAUAAAUACGCUGAUGAAGAAUCAUGAAAAGGCCUUCAGCAACAUUAAGAUUUACUACAAUAAAACCACCUUCAACAACCUGGCACUCAUCAACUCACUGAAAGAGCAGUUAGAGGAGAAGAAGAAGAAGGAGGAUAGGCUGGAGAAAGAAAUGGCAGAAGUCUUACAGCAGAACAAGACUCUGACUGAACCCCUGCAGAAAGCAAAGGAGGAGGUGAUAGAGCUGCAGAGACAGAUGGCAAAUUACAAGAAUGACAAGGCUUCACUGGCGGGGGCGAAAGCUCGUUUGAAGGUCGCAGAAAAAGAGAUUAAAGACCUGAAGUGGGAACAUGAAGUCCUGGAGCAGAGAUUUAGCAAAGUUCAGGAGGAGAGGGAUGAGCUGUACCAGAAGUUCACCAAGGCCAUUCUGGAGGUGCAGCAGAAGAGCGGAUUUAAGAACCUGCUCCUGGAGAAAAAGCUGAGCACCUUGACCGAAACUCUGGAGAAGAAGGACGCGCAACUCAACGAGGUCCUCUCCGCCUCCAACCUCGACCCCUCGGCAAUCAACCUGGUGACCCGCAAAGUAGAGGAUGUGUUGGAUUCCAAAAAUAUUGCCAUCAAAGAUUUACAGUAUGAGCUGGCUCGAGUUUGUAAGGCUCAUAAUGACUUGCUCUGGACAUAUGAGACAAAGCUGAAGUCUUUAGGCAUCCCUGUUGAGGACCUGGGGUUCAAGCCCCUGGAGAGCACUUCAGCUGGACUGGUGUCUGCCCCGAUGUGACAAGCAAAUGAACAACUUUUAAUUAAAGUUUAAUCAUCUUGCUGUUUUUUUUACAUAGAAUGAAGGACCUGCAUUCAGAGUAAAAUCUUUCAGGCUGAUUUAGUAAAUAACGGUUUACUUGUUAAUAUAAGAAGACAAUGUGCUAGUGUUCAGGCAAAAACAUUUUGGACACAUCAUGGAAACGCAGCUCAAACAGUCACUUAUUACAGUGAUUGUAAGGAAAUUUUUUUUCGCUUUGGAGGCAUAUAGACAUACAACAUGGCUUUAAGCAUAAUUACACAGUUACAACACGUAGCAUUUAACAUGUCAUCAACAGACUACAUGACUGUAUCGAAUGAAACAAACCUGGAAAAGAUACUGUUGCAACUGAAAAUGCUACCACAAGCUGAAUUUGCAAAAUUUCAAAGAAACGUAGGCAAUCCAGUAAUAGCCCUUUAACAUUUGUUUUCUAUAAAGAAUGGAACAUUCUUUGAAGUGAAAAAUAAAAGCUGUAUUGCAGAAACUGUU